AUGGCUUUAAAAGCAUACUUGCUUAAUUUUAUCUAUAUUUCGGCGACUUUGGCUGCAAAUAUUCAUAAUGUGUUUCAAUCAUUGAGUAUUUCUAACCCGUCGACCCUAAAUAGACCACAAGAUAUUAGAACGGCUACAUUAUCAUGGAAGUUAGAGACAGGUUAUGCUUUUCCAAAUGAUGUGUUUUCUUUCAGUUUGCCGUAUGUUUUCAGGACGAAAUAUGGUGGUGGUGAUUUACCAUUAGUGGCAAACGGGAAAACUUUCGCAACUUGUACAGCAAAAGAUGGAUCCUACAUGGAUACAACAACCUUUUUGAACUGUACUGUUGGAUCAGUAAUUAAUAAUUAUGAGAAUAUAAUUGCAAGUGGUAAACUAUCUUUUGAUUUCGUUUUUAAUGCAGGGGGGUCAUCUUCUAGCUCUGAUUUAGAGUCAGCAAAACAUUGGCACUCUGGAACCAAUAAUGUUGAAUGGGGAAACUUAUCAACUACGGUCAGUUUUGAUGGCGGGCCUUUUUUCAAACCGAACGAUAAUGACAACAAUAAAUUGGUUUUUUAUUCUAGAUCAACUCCACAAAACUUUGAGCAGAUAUACGCAUUAUCGGGUACUUGUCGUAGUGGUAUUAGCUCAGGAACAAUUGGAAUCUCUACGAAUGAUACUUUCGACUGUUCAAAAUUUAAAGUGAUGUCUACUAAUAGUUUGAAUGAUUUUUAUUUGCCCAAAUCUGACGAAGAAGUAUCAUCUGCUGUAAUUUCUUGCUCUAGUGAUAACACCAAGCUUAUAGCCAAGUUCAAGGAUAUCGAAGAAGGCGAAAGGGUUUUUGUGGAGGGGUUUCAGGAAUAUGAAAAGUCGACAUACAGUGUAAAGCAUGAAUACUAUUACUCAAUUAAUUGUGCAGACGGCUCUGAAAUCACCGAUGCUAUUGGAAGGGUGAUUAAACUAGUCGAUGGGACAUACUCUUCUUCAGGAAGUGUAACAGAGAAAGCGAUGAGUUCUUCUGUUAUUCAACCACUGUCUCUGUCUUUACUUGAAACAUCUGUAUCAGGCGGUUCUUCCAAGAACACAGAUAUGUCAACUGUUACAGUACCAGGAACUACAGUGGUCACAGUACCUUGUCCUCAAUGUCUGGAAUCAUCAUCGACCAUAACGAUUAUAACAUCUUCUGCCGCAAUUAUUUCUUCGACAGCAGCCGAAUCCUCGCUUGCUACCACUUACUCUUCAGAACCUUAUGAAGUUCCCUCCACUUUCACUGAAUCUACGGAAAAGGCGAAGACCUCCAGAGAGUCAUCAGCAACUUCCAUCGAGAAAUCAUCCACCUUAUUAAGCACUUCUGUGACAGAGAGCGCAACUCAGGAUUCAUCUUCAUUUGCUAGUAGCUACAGUGAGGUCAACACAUCCCUGAAAUCAUCCUCGAUUGAAAGCAGCACAGUAUCUUCGGUUGAAUCAACAUCUUCAACAGCUAGUACUGAAAAAGAAGAAACAACAAGUACCUCGCUAACACCGUCUACAGAGUCUACCUCAGUGGUGCACGAAACUCAAACGCAAACGUCUUUAACAACAAUUUCUUGUAGUAGUACUGCGAAUGACUUUAGUAUUUCGCAGUCAACACCAUUACCUACAGAAACAACUACAAAGAUUUCAUCCUCACUUAUGGGAACAUCAAGUAUGCCGUCUUCAGUGAUACUACCAGAAGUGCUGAGUCUGGUUACGGAACUUUCAAAUAUUUCUAGCGACAGACAACCAGAGAGUUCACUGGAAACUCAUUACACAGAACAAUUGAGUACUGAUAUAUCAGAAUCCGGUACAGAAACUUUCUCGAUCGCUUCUCCAUCUUCGUCUCUAGCAGAAACAAGCGAAAACCCAACUAUCUCCAUUACGACGUCUGCUUGUUUGAGCUGCAAUACUAUUAUUUCUCCAAGCGAACCCUUGGUAGGCACCACCGGAUAUGUGAACGUCACAACAACUUCUACAGUCUACUUCAACAGCGAGCUGAUCAAUCCGUCGUCGCAUUCAUCUGAUUUUGCAGCUACUCUGUCCUACUUUGACACCAGUUCUGCGCCAUCUCUCCCAUCGGGUCUCGUAUCUUACCAAGGAAAUGCCGCUCGAGUAUCCUCUAGCUUUGUCUCUUCUCUUCUAUUAGUAACUUCUCUUCUCUUUCAUAUAUAA
Molecule: messenger RNA, 2163 nt
Organism: Priceomyces carsonii
Lineage: Eukaryota; Fungi; Ascomycota; Pichiomycetes; Serinales; Debaryomycetaceae
Exons: 1
Coding region: 1-2163 (720 amino acids)
Biological process (GO): cell-cell adhesion
Cellular component (GO): fungal-type cell wall
Molecular function (GO): cell adhesion molecule binding
Source: RefSeq, a predicted model, not a curated record